AUGAUACAUCUUCUCUCAUGGCUCCCUCCUGUACCACCCAUUUGGCUUCAACCUGUCAAAAUGCUGAAUGGAAUCAUGCUGUUCUCUAUCAAUGCCCUCACUGUAACAGGAAAUUUCAGAAAACUGGUUUCAAGCAGCACAAGUAUGAAGAGAAACAACAAGCGCAGGCAGACCCAAUGUAAUGGUUUCUGGCUUCAAUUAUUAACUCAGCUGCCCACCAUCAAGCUGCGAGAGCAUUGGUACUCAAAUCGCAGCCUCGAGUGUCUGAAGCUCACUGCACAGAUACAGGAUAUUUUUUCGUUGAUGAACCCAUCUUACAAAGAGUUCCGUGUUCACAGUGAGAAGUCCCCAUCCCCAGUUGACAAAACACCUUGGUCCCCAUUUCGCACAUUGGGUGACUUCAAGUUUGUGGAAAUUGCACUCGCUUCACUACUCAACCAGCAACAGGUCAAUGCCCUGCUGGAUCUCUUUGCUCAUGUCACACAGGGAGCUGUCCAAGUCAUGCUCAAGAAUGAUGCCAAACUUCACAAAUUCUCCAGGGUCAAAGUUAAGGUACCAUACAAAAAGGAAGAAUGCACAACAGCAUUGAGUAUGAACAUUUUUAUGAUGAGCCCUGCAUCAGAGAUUAUUGGUGGGAUAUUCAAGCUAAGAACAUUUCAGGUCCCCGAAGAUGCUGAAGAAGAGGGAAAGCUAGGCUACACAACCCUCAAGCAUGUCAUUUGGCACAAAUCUAUUAAAAAGUUACUUCUGGAGAUUGAGCAGUACUCAAAGACUGGAUGCAUGAUGGCACUCACUUGUGGUCACAGUGGCAAAUGCCCUUGCCCUAAUGUGUUCUGGCUGAUUGGGUUUUCUGAUCUCCACCUUGCCUGCAGCUUUGAUCGACUGCAUUAUGGGCAUGGUUUUUGGGGCAAGCAUGUCUUUGGGGACCUAAAGAUUGAAGCUGAUGUCGAGAAGUAUGUUGCAAGUUUUCCUUGCUGGCAAAACCUCACACACUUCAACCAAGUUAUUCAUGUCACUUUUUCAGAUGGUAACAAGCUGGCUGAUAUCUCCAAGCAAAUCUUCUACAUGGGGAUCAAUGUUUUGAAGAAGAGUAUAACCCCUGAAGGCCUUGUUGGCUUAGAUAUCCAGACUGAAUGUAUGGUUAACAUGAUCAACAACAAAAUAUUGACAUUUGAUCAGACACUGAAGGUCCACCUCUGGAAGCACAUCAUUCGAGAUAUCUGCCUAAAGGGUGCCACACACAACUAUAGCACUCGGCCCAACAAAAGUAUGCAUAAGCCAAUCCGAGAUGCAUAUGAACACUGUUUGAAUGGCAGAGAUGUUCCUGCUCAGGUAGAUCAUCAAGUUCUUUCUAUGAAGCUUCUCAGAUUGUGUGUUGAUCACCUUGAGAAAUCUGUCUCUGGGGAAUCAGAUCCAGAAGUUGAUGUGCUUGGUGCACAUGUUGUCAUGACCCAAACCCUGAAAGACUUGGAGGAAAAUGGUCAGCCAGAUAUGGCACUCCAUCAGUUCCAUCAAAGGUUCUGCAAGUUCCUUAAUGAUGCCCUUCUGGCAUAUGGAUAUCAAGUCAAGUCAUGGAUCUCCCUCCCCACUGACUUCACAUUGAAACUGUGCUUGUGCUGA
Pisolithus orientalis is the source of this 1620-nucleotide messenger RNA. RefSeq lists its product as uncharacterized. NCBI's taxonomy places the organism in Eukaryota, Fungi, Basidiomycota, Agaricomycetes, Boletales, Pisolithaceae. The coding region runs from base 1 to 1620 and encodes 539 amino acids. The record is from RefSeq and is a predicted model, not a curated record. The transcript has 17 exons.